Molecule: messenger RNA, 771 nt
Organism: Hansenula anomala
Lineage: Eukaryota; Fungi; Ascomycota; Saccharomycetes; Phaffomycetales; Wickerhamomycetaceae
Gene: MTQ1
Product: S-adenosylmethionine-dependent methyltransferase
Exons: 1
Coding region: 1-771 (256 amino acids)
Biological process (GO): protein methylation
Cellular component (GO): mitochondrion
Molecular function (GO): protein methyltransferase activity
Source: RefSeq, a predicted model, not a curated record
AUGGAGAGUGCAUCUCAAGAACUCAACUGGAUCAAAAAUGAACUACCAAAGCAACAAUGGCUACAGGCGUGUAAACAAAGAUCUGAGUUGGUACCUUUACAAUAUAUACUAGGAACACAACCUUUUGGACACUUGGAGAUCAAGUGCAGAAAGAACGUACUGAUACCCAGAUGGGAAACUGAAGAAUGGUCGCAUUUAUUGGUGGAAUUGGUGAAGAAUAUCAAAAAUUUAAAAGUGUUGGAUGUGUGUACAGGUACUGGAUGUAUCCCAUUAUUGAUGGCUGAUUUGAUACCUCAUUUCAAUUUUAAAGGGAUAGAUAUUUCUCAAGAUGCUCUAGAUUUAGCACUGGAAAAUAAAUCAAGCCUGGGAAUAAGCAAUGUUGAAUUUGUUAAAGGUGACGUCUUUGAUGGAAACAUCUUGGGUGGUACAAACUUUGAUUUAAUCACUGCAAAUCCCCCAUAUGUCACUGAAAAAUCUUAUUAUUCAAAAGAUACUGAAGAAUCUGUUAGAAUAUAUGAACCAAAAUUAGCAUUAAUUGGCGAUACUGAAUUUUAUACAGCUUUAAUAGAAAAUGUUGUUAAACCGUCGGGUGCAGAUGGAUUUAUUUUUGAACUUGCAGAGGAAAAUCAAGUACAAACAACUAAAAAACUUUUAAAUUCAAAUUGGAAAGUAACUACAUUCACUGAUUCAAAUGGGAAAUUGAGAUGUGUAUUUGGUUACAAAGUUGGUUCUCAAAUGCAAAUAUUGGAAAAUUUGAAAUCAUUAGGCUGA